Molecule: messenger RNA, 2526 nt
Organism: Acanthosepion pharaonis
Lineage: Eukaryota; Metazoa; Mollusca; Cephalopoda; Sepiida; Sepiidae
Source: the annotation of a GenBank genome assembly
AUGUACCGAGUAACGAUGCAAUUGACUAGCACUCCCUGGUUGGAACCGACCGUAGGCACACCCUGGGAAAGGGUGUCCGCUAACACGACUUUAAUUGGAUGUCUGUGGAUCACUACCUUUCAGUUGUGCCUGCAAUCGAUAUCCGGUCGCAUGCCACUUGCCCAGCGCGGCAAUUCGCUUGCAGAACGACCCCAAGAGACCUUCGCGACGCUAGAAGAUUCUGGGGAGAAGCUGACCCUGAUUACAAUGGCCGAUUCGAACCGAGAAACCUCUUCCGUUAACCUAACCACAUUCUCACAGCUGCUGCAUGCCAAGGGAGAUCCGUCUAAAAUCUCACGGCUGGGCAGAAAGAUUGCCAAAAGUACCCUAACGGCCUACCUCCGUAAAAAGAUCGACCAGCUAUAUGAUUUGGAAAUGAUGCUACAACGGAAGAAAAAAAUACAUUCUCUCUCCCAGAACAACUUGCCGCGCUUGGCAAGACCCUAUUUUCAUUCGGAUGUCUUCAAAACCAGGUGGAAACUCUCCCUUUCUUAUACGAUCUUAAUAAACUUUGGCUUUGACGGAAAGGCCCACAUCCUGUUCAGCAAUACUCACUGGGACGAUUCAGGAAUAGAACCGGCGAACACAGAGUGUAAAAUUGAUGAAAUAUACGACCCUAUUAACAAGAAAUGCCGACUGGUAAUUUGUGACGCGGGCUACGAAUUCAUUGAUGGCUUUUGUCGAAGCACGAUGGGUGGCAGUUCAAAUUUAAACAACUUCACACCUUCACCAGAAACGACGCCUGUGGUUGCCGACAUAGAAGACGACAUGACACUGAUCAUUUUACAGGCGAAUGUCACCUUUGCAGAUUAUCUCACAACGUUGACCCCGGAGUUUAAAAUACUAAUGGUCGAGUCACUGAGUGAGCUUCUCAAUAUAUCGGCUGAUCGAAUUAAGAACUUCACGGUCGAUAUUGUAGACGACACAUCCCAGCCGAACAGAAUCACUUUCCACAAGAUACAAAGAAGGCUCUUCGGAAUGAAUAUUGGUUAUUCUAAUGUCGGUGAUGGAUCAUACGAAUCGACGUCUGUUUCUGAGAAUGGAACCAAUUUUAAGACUAAAACUGAGACACAGAUAAAUCGGACAACUGAAGAAAAAAAUGGUAAUUCUCUACCGGAUAUUCCUUUAGAGAUAUCAUUCGUUUUAGUUCCGCUGAACGCAACAUCAAUUGGAAAGAGUGUAUCGACCAUUGUGCAGCAGAUGGACGAGUUAGUGCAAAACAAGGAAUUCACGUUUAACGUCAACAAAACGUCCCUAACCGUUGUCGGUCUGAAGAACGAACAGGAGCCGACUACCCUUGACGCGUGGUGCGAGCACGGGGUGAAACGCUAUUAUACCGGUGACCAGUUCAGCAUGAUCGAUGUUGAAAAUCGGCACGGUGGACAGACGACAGAGAUGAUCUACAUCAACGAAACGGGUUCCUUGUAUGGUACUGGAGAGUUUGACUUGACGAUCUUUGUCCGCAGCGACAUCGGGAAGGACAACGCGAACGUCACCGCGUUCGUUUUUGUCUGCGAUUCCCCUAAACUCAAAGACAAAUCCUGCGGGAGGAUCUCUUUAGACAACGGUGAAUAUAAAAUCCUUCCAAACAUGUCGGUGACAUUCGGCAAGCACCUUCUCGGCUUAAACGAGUACCAGAGACUCGAUGACGGCAGGAUUGUCAUUUGUAUUCCGUCUACCAUGAAGUCUCUGGAUUUUGUUCCAAAGGAUUGUAGCAACACCAACCAUAACCUAGUGAUUGCCCAAGUUGCUCUCACCUUGAUUUUUGGAGUGCUUUCCCUAGUUGCUAUGUUUGCAGUGUUGGUUACAUACACCUUGUUCCCGAAACUACGUAAUAUUCCCGGUAUCAAUACGAUGAACUUGACUAUCGCUCUCUUCUGGGCCGAACUAAUAUUUCUUUUGUUCGGUUCGGUCGAUUCAGAUGUUGUCUGCACUACGGUAGCAAUCUCCCUGCAUUAUUUCUUCCUCGCUUCCUUCUUCUGGAUGAAUGUGAUGGCGUAUGAUCUCUACUGCACAUUCGGUCACACAAACAUCCUCCCGUGGCCAAGGAGCAAAACAAAACUCAUUCCCCGCUACCUGCUCUAUGCCUGGGGAGCACCCGCCCUCAUCGUCGGCGCCUGCGUUACUAUCGACUUUAGCCACGUCUUUCCCUCUGUAAGGGUUGGCUACGGCAUGUCCGAUACAGUGGACCUAUUUUACACCGGGGGCAACAUGACAAACACGGAACCAAACGGAACUCACUCUUUUCUGCAAGACGGCGGCCCCAGAAGACAUAUAUAUAUAUAUAUAUAUAUAUAUAUUCGAAUAUUAUUAUCUAUUAUCUAUCUAUCUAUCUAUCUAUCUAUCUAUCUAUCUAUCUAUCUAUCUAUCUAUUCAUAUAGAUCUACCAAGCAAGAUUAUCUAUCUAUCUAUCUAUCUAUCUAUCUAUCUGCCUCUACUCAUAUCUAUCUAUCUAGCUAUCGAUCGUACCUAUGUAUAUCUAUAUAA